This is a messenger RNA of Lagenorhynchus albirostris (white-beaked dolphin), 2058 nucleotides long. Its product is annotated as TRIO and F-actin-binding protein-like. The transcript has 10 exons. The record is from RefSeq and is a predicted model, not a curated record. NCBI's taxonomy places the organism in Eukaryota, Metazoa, Chordata, Mammalia, Artiodactyla, Delphinidae. Bases 1 to 2058 code for a protein of 685 amino acids.
AUGUGGAUGAACCUGGAGGAUAUUGUGCUACGUGAAACAGGCCGGUCACAGGCAGAGACGCUACACGGCACUGCCUCUGUGAUCAAUCUAAACAGGCAGACUCACAGAGCAAACAGUGGAGCGGUGGUCUCCAGGGGCUGGGGGCAGGGGGACGCGGGGACGCAUGAGACAAAGGGAAGUGCAGAGAAGAGCCUGAGCUGUCCACUGGACAAUGACGGUCACCUCGAGGAAGAGAAAUUGUGCCGACUGCUCUAUGUGUCAGGAAUUAUCAAGUACCAGCAAGCAUGUGGGGAGCGUGACCGAGCACAGCCAGCCCAGCGAGCAUGUGGGGAGCGUGACCGAGCACAGCCAGCCCAGCAAGCAUGUGCGGAGCGUGACCGAGCACAGCCAGCCCAGCAAGCAUGUGGGGAGCGUGACCGAGCACAGCCAGCCCAGCAAGCAUGUGGGGAGCGUGACCGAGCACAGCCAGCCCAGCGAGCAUGUGCGGAGCGUGACCGAGCACAGCCAGCCCAGCAAGGAUGUGGGGAGCGUGACCGAGCACAGCCAGCCCAGCUAGCAUGUGGGGAGCGUGACCGAGCACAGCCAGCCCAGCUAGCAUGUGGGGAGCGUGACCGAGCACAGCCAGCCCAGCAAGCAUGUGCGGAGCGUGACCGAGCACAGCCAGCCCAGCAAGGAUGUGGGGAGCGUGACCGAGCACAGCCAGCCCAGCAAGGAUGUGGGGAGCGUGACCGAGCACAGCCAGCCCAGCAAGGAUGUGGGGAGCGUGACCGAGCACAGCCAGCCCAGCAAGGAUGUGGGGAGCGUGACCGAGCACAGCCAGCCCAGCGAGCAUGGGGGGAGCGUGACCGAGCACAGCCAGCCCAGCGAGCAUGUGCGGAGCGUGACCGAGCACAGCCAGCCCAGCAAGAAGUGACGGGAAGGGAGGGGCUCCUAUCCAGGGCAUCGCCAGAGAGAAGAAAGCUCUCAGAGAUCCGUGGGAAGAAAGGGAACCAGGCAUCCCGCAAGCUUCGGAAAGAUCUCCAGGAACUGCAUCGAGGGCAUCAAGUUCAGUCACCACUCUCCAGGGGAGACUGCAGAUGUCCUGAAGAACAUCCAGGUGCUGCCUUGUAUCUGAACCCCAAGGAACCACCUUUAAGACUCCUGUUCCAUAAAGGAAUGGAAGACCGAGUAUCAGAGGGUAGAAACCCUGAAAAUUACACGGGGGCUACAGGCCCUAUAGCUAAGAAUACAGAAAAUAAGAAAAAGAAAACGAAUCUCAAGUCUACACCCACCCACGAGGAGAGACAGAGACAAGGUGCCACCCCCAGACUCUUGCACACUAGCUCGGCAUCGCCAUCCACGUUGCUCCCCUCGUCCCCACCGCACGGCCCGCACUGCAGCCCAGACAAAGGGCUCCCCGCCCCCGCGCCCCGCCAGGUGCAGCGGCCGUGCGCUCCCAGCGGAGGCGCCCCGAGGCGGGCGGGAGGCUCCGGGAGACGCGGACCUGCCGGCCGCGGCUGCGGGAGAGCCAGGGAGCCCGCCCCGCGCCCGGGCUCGGACGGGCGCUGCAGCCCCGGCGCCCCUUACCUGCUCCGGGCGGCCGUGGCCGCGGGAGGCGCGCUCGGUCCGGCGCAGGCAGCCCCGGCCGAGGUAAGGAGGCUGCUACCGCGGCCGCCGCGAAGGACAAUCAGCAGCCUGCGGACUCGGCACCGCCGCGGCGGGCGCAAGACGCACGAGUCCGGGAGCCCGGCCCCCGCUCCAGCCCGCAGCCCCGCGGCGGGGCGGGGCCGAGAUGAGGAAACUGCAGCACCGAGAGGUUACGUGGCUUGUCCUCGGCUCCUAAGUGAUGGAGCUGCGAUCCGCUCCACGGCCAGCGUUCUUAACACAGUCAGGGCGGAAAACGUGGCAGGGUGUGCCCUGUCCCACCAUGAAGGUAAAUGCCCAUCGAUUCACCAGACGGUUCGUGACCCCCUGUCCCAGGCUCUACCUACAAACCGCAGGACGAGCGUGCAAAAGGGAGUUGAAGUGCUGGUGGCCACCAAGCCCAGUGCUCAGCCUCGAUGGCAGAGUAUCAGCUAA